AUGUCCAAGUGCGGCCACCGUAGCGACAGCGCGAAGAGGCUGCGCAGGCGCCUCUCGGCCUCUUCUCUCUGCCCUUACUCCGUAAGACAAGUGCUGAAUCGACCUGCCUCUGCAACCAUGGAGACGACAGAACUGUGCUUCCCAGAGUUUCACAACAUCUCAUGCAGAAAGCCCCAGCCUUCUCCAUCAGAUGCACUGCUGUCUUACAGCUUGAUCUCGCUGAUAUCAGUGCUGACAGUGACAAUGAACCUUCUAGUCAUCAUCUCCAUCCUGCACUUCAGGCAGCUUCACAGUCCUACCAACCUACUAAUCCUCUCGCUGGCUGUGUCAGAUUUCCUGGUUGGUCUUUUGCCGAUUCCAGUUCAAAUCCUCCUAACAGAAACCUGCUGGCUCCUGGGAAGUGUUCUCUGUGCUUUGUACAAUUUAACAGUCUUUACCAUAACGGCAUCUGCAGUUGGUUCUAUUGUGCUCAUUUCAAUUGAUCGCUAUUUAGCAAUUUGUGAUCCAUUACACUACAGUACCAAGGUGACAUUAAACAGGGUUAAGUUCUGUGUUUGUGCUUGUUGGCUCUGUGCUCUCUUCUACUGUUGUCUGAUUUUAAAGGAUUUUCUCAUUGACCCUGAUGCACACAGUUCAUGUUAUGGAGAGUGUGUGGUAGUGCUCAACAAUAUUACUGGAAAUGUUGAUUUUGUGUUUACCUUUAUUGGCCCUAUCACUGUCGUUGUGGUUCUGUAUGUGAGGAUUUUCAUGGUGGUAGUUUCCCAAGCUCGUUCAAUGCAGUCUAAAGUAGUGACUUUACAGCAAACUGUGACUAUAUCGGCUAGAAAAUCAGAGCUAAAAGCAGCCAGGACACUUGGAAUAGUUAUUUUAGUUUUCAUAGUGUGCCUAUGUCCAUUUUACCUUCCAUCCUUCGCUGGGGAGCACAUUGUAGACAGCAGCCUCUCUACACGUCUUGCUACUUGGGCAUGGUUGUUUAACUCUUGUGUAAACCCGUUUGUCUAUGCCUUUUUCUAUCCCUGGUUUAGGAAAUCUAUAAAACUAAUUGUAACAUUUCAAAUACUGCAAACCCAUUCUACUCAUGCAAAUGUUCUUUGA
Molecule: messenger RNA, 1095 nt
Organism: Boleophthalmus pectinirostris (great blue-spotted mudskipper)
Lineage: Eukaryota; Metazoa; Chordata; Actinopteri; Gobiiformes; Gobiidae
Product: trace amine-associated receptor 8b-like
Exons: 3
Coding region: 1-1095 (364 amino acids)
Biological process (GO): G protein-coupled receptor signaling pathway
Cellular component (GO): membrane
Molecular function (GO): trace-amine receptor activity
Source: RefSeq, a predicted model, not a curated record